Symsagittifera roscoffensis is the source of this 2116-nucleotide messenger RNA. Its product is annotated as aspartate--tRNA ligase, mitochondrial-like. Gene Ontology annotation, biological process: aspartyl-tRNA aminoacylation. Lineage: Eukaryota; Metazoa; Xenacoelomorpha; Acoela; Convolutidae. The record is from RefSeq and is a predicted model, not a curated record. The transcript has a single exon. Gene Ontology annotation, molecular function: ATP binding; aspartate-tRNA ligase activity. The coding region runs from base 54 to 2054 and encodes 666 amino acids. Gene Ontology annotation, cellular component: cytoplasm.
AGCUUCUUUAUAUUUUUAGUAGUUAUUAAAUUGCAGGUUUGAUAUGUGAAACAAUGCUCAUAAAUAUGGUUACAGUUUUCCCGAAAGUUUCAAAGUACCUAAGAAAUGAACGUUUAUUGACUUCAUUUCUGGUCAGUUUAUCGCAUCAGCAGAAUUUUUAUUGUGCAAAACCAACAAUUGCUUGCAAAUGGUGCCACAAAGCACCGAAGCUUCAAAGAAAAGCGCUAAGUUUCAAAUCACCGCAUGUACAAGUAGAUGUGUAUAGAACCCUGAAUUGCGACCAAGUUUCCGGCGAUCAUGUGGAUACUUUCCAAGUUUUCUCAGGCUGGGUUAAAUACAUCAGGAAUGUUGGCAAAUCAGACUUCGGGUUUUUGGUUCUAACCGAUCACACCGGAGAAUUGCAAUUUGUUUUCCGAAAAGAAAAUUCCGGUCUCGAAAAUAAAAGUUCACAUUCUAAUGAUUUUUGCUGGUCAAAGCUCACAAUUCAAAGUGCUGUAACUUUACGAGGACAAAUUAAAAAGCGUCCGCUCCAAGAUGUGAACUCUGAAAUGAAAACGGGCGCAUUCGAAGUUUCGGUAUCGGAAGUCUUGUUUUUCAACUAUGCCGCUCCAGUGCCAUUUAACAUACACAAGCCCCAGUCAUCAGUGAGAGAGGACAUACGUCUGCAGUAUAGAUACCUUGACUUACGAAGACCUGAAAUGCAGCAAAUGUUACGUCUUAGGUCUUCAACUAUUCAUAAAAUGAGAAGAAUUUUAGUCGAAGACUCUAGUUUCACUGAAGUCGAAACGCCUACAUUGUUUCGAAGCUCGCCAGGAGGUGCGAAAGAGUUCUUGGUUCCGUCUCAACAACCCGAACACUACUAUGCAUUAACACAAAGCCCUCAGCAGUUAAAACAAUUACUCAUGGUCGGAAUGGUAGACAGGUACUUUCAAUUUGCUCGUUGUUAUCGUGAUGAGUGCCAAUUUUCAGACCGUCAGUUAGAAUUCACGCAACUUGACUUGGAAGUAAGUUUCGAAUCCAAAGAAUUCAUACAAGGUUUAAUUGAGAAAUUAAUAGUUGAAACCUGGCCUGAAAAGUCUUGCGGUGAUAAGCCUAUAAUACCAUUCAAGCGAAUGUCAUACGAUGAAGUCUUUUGUCAGUAUGGAACCGAUAAACCUGAUUUGAGAUACCCGGAAGUUAAACUCACUGAAUUGCCGACGGAUAUCUUGAGGGGUCUGAAAAGCAAUGCCUUUGACCAGAAUCUAAGCAUAGGAUGUCCUGGUUAUGGGAUGUUGAUCAAAAACGGACAAAAAUUGACGCGGUCAGCAAUCAAUAAAAUUGUUCAGUCAGUUGAAAAAGAAGUCAGAUGGAUGGUGUCUCUAAUAAGUAUCGGAGAAAACGGUCGUUGGCAUCAUCAUUCGUUUCAAAAUGCUGAUGACGCGUUAGUAUCUCAGUUAAAUGAAUUUCUGAAGUGCGAAAAUGGCGAUAUAAUACUGCUGUCUGUUGGCCCAAAAGAUUUAGCAUGCACAAUGUUGGGAAGGCUAAGAGUGAGGCUUAUUGAAAAGCUGGCAGAUGUUUCUAAAAUCUAUCAACGUGAUCCGAAUGAUUUCAAGUUUCUCUGGGUUGAAGAUUUCCCAUUGUUUGAACAAAAUUCUGAUGAUCCUAACAAAUGGGUCGCAAGUCAUCAUCCAUUUACAGCACCCCAUCUAGAUGAUGUUCGGUUUUUGCGAUCGGACCCGGCAAAAGUUAGAGGUCAACAUUUCGAUUUAGUCUUAAAUGGAAAUGAAAUAGCCGGGGGAUCCAUGAGAAUCAGUGACUCGGAAGUGCAACGUUUAGUUCUGGAAGAUAUUCUGAAACUUGAUUGCAGUAAUUUUCAAUACUUGAUUGACGCGCUUUCUUUUGGCGCGCCUGUACACGGUGGAAUAGCGAUUGGACUUGAUCGAUAUUUCGCUGUUUUACUGGGCAAGAGUUCGAUCAGAGAUGUGAUCGCUUUUCCGAAAAGCAGCAAAACUGGAGCUUGUUUGAUGAGUGAUGCUCCUAGCAGAGUUGACCAAAACUAUCAGAGGGAGAGUUAAAUGUUGAUUUAUCAUGAAGUUGAAAAUAUUAGAACCAACGUGUAAAUUGAAACUAAUUAUAA